CCCCCGUCCCAGAGGCUAGGGGGUUAUCCAAAGGCCCCACAUCCACAAACUCAGAUGCAUAGCAUGUGCUGAUUAGGGGCCCUGAUUCUGCCCAGAUUUCUGGGUACGUGAGUGAUACCGCUGGACUCAACAGGGCUGUUCAGGCGCGUGCGUUAAGCACAUGCAUAAAUCUGCAGAUCAGGCUUGUAGCUAGCAAAUAAGAUAUACUGCAAAACAGCAUAUGCAGAGGGGGAGGCGGGUGGAACAUGCCUGGCAUCUCAUGCCGUACUCCUCCUGGACAUAAAUCACUGAAAAAUAGAUGUAGCUUAGCACUAGGUUGUGCAUUCUCCAAGGUUUGGAGAGUCCUGAAUGGUCUCCCAGGUUUCAGAGUGUCUUUUGGACCCUGAAUUCUUCUGAAUUCCCUUGUCCACUUCCUCUACCCCCUUCUGGUUUCGUAGCCAGGGGUUAGCUUCAGAUUUUCACCAUCUGGCUCUCAUUGUAAAAGAAAGAGGAGCCAACUGGAAGUGAAACAAUUUCUUCCUAUAAAGUCUGGAGUGGGUUUGGACACCUUCCUUUAUUUAAAUGACCAACAAUGACUCCUCUGGAAAGAGAAAUGCUGGGAGCUUGUAACCUUCCAUCGUGCUACAGUCCUGCAUCCAGGCUGUUCAGCCCGGAUUCGAGGGGUGUGAGGAUCAUUCACUAGACAUGCCUUGGGUGUCCUCCGGGAGCUCUCGAUUGGGAUCUCUCGUGGCCGUGAGAGUCUUUCCGCUGCUGUGCUACAAUUGUGAGACCAGUAACUGGAGAAGGUUUAGGUGUAGAUAAGAGCCCACAAUGUCACAGUGGUGGUGACACAGUCGCUCUGUGUCAUAUGAGUACAGGUGGAUUGUAAAACAUAAAUGUCAGUCUUGUGCUGGUGAGCCGCAGGAUGCCGGUUUCUCUGGACAUUCACGGGUGAGGGUGAUGGGUGAGGGUUGUGUUUGGGCUCCACAAAUGGGCCAGUCCUUGGGGGUGCCUGCCACUAUCAGCAGAGGUGAUUUUAAGCACAUGGUUAUGAGCUUUAGGGUAUCAGAACUGCAGGUUCUCUUGGGCUUUGCUGGCAGGAACAAGAGUGGAAGGAAGCACGAGCUGCUCGCGAAGGCGUUACAGCUGCUGAAGUCUGGCUGCAGCCCAGCUGUUCAAAUGAAAAUCAAGGAGCUGUACCGGCGAAGGUUCCCCAGGAAGAUCUUAACCCCGUCAGAUUUAUCCAUGCUCCAUAUGCAGACGGGGCAGCUGCCUUCUGCCACCACACUGACUCAGGGCACCGUGUGCCACCUGCCCUACGAUAAUGGUUCGGCAGCUUCUGCAGUGCCGACAGCGAUGCUGCCUCCAGUGCCUAUGCUGGGACCCAAACACGAGACAGAUGUUCAGCACUUAUCUCCACCCAUCCACCCGGUCCAUCCAGAUGUCAAAAUGAAGAGACUGCCCUUCUACGAUGUGUAUGAUGAGCUGAUUAAACCCACCACGCUAGCGUCUACAAACAGCCAACGGUUCGAAGAGGCUCACUUCACCUUCGCGCUAACGCCGCAGCAAGUGCAGCAGAUCCUCACCUCUAGAGAUAUGUUACCAGGUGCCAAAUGUGAUUACACUGUACAGGUACAGCUAAGGUUUUGCUUGUGUGAAACCAGCUGUCCCCAAGAAGAUUAUUUCCCUCCUAAUUUAUUUGUCAAGGUCAAUGGAAAACUCUGCCCCUUACCUGGCUACCUGCCUCCCACAAAAAAUGGCGCAGAGCCAAAACGGCCGAGCCGUCCCAUCAACAUCACUCCUCUGGUGCGGCUGUCAGCGACUGUCCCCAAUACGAUUGUAGUGAACUGGUCCUCCGAGUUUGGCCGGAACUACUCUCUGUCAGUUUACCUGGUGAAGCAGUUGACUUCAGUUACCCUGCUACAGAAGCUGAGAGCCAAGGGUAUCCGCAACCCAGACCACUCCCGAGCCCUGAUCAAAGAAAAAUUAACAGCGGAUCCUGACAGCGAGAUAGCCACGACAAGCCUGCGAGUGUCCCUUAUGUGCCCGCUGGGGAAGAUGAGGCUAAUCGUGCCCUGCCGAGCUAUUACUUGCACCCACCUCCAGUGCUUUGAUGCAGCGCUCUAUCUCCAGAUGAACGAGAAGAAACCCACAUGGACCUGCCCUGUGUGUGAUAAGAAAGCCCCCUAUGACAACCUGAUCAUUGAUGGGCUGUUCAUGGAUAUCCUCAAUUCAUGCACAGACUGUGAUGAGAUUCAGUUCAUGGAAGAUGGCUCCUGGUGUCCCAUGAAGCCCAAGAAAGAGAACCAGGAGGUGUGCCAGACAGCAGCAUUCAAUGGGAUUGACGCCAGUGCCCUUUACACGGUGAGCACAGAGGGGAAGACCUCAGAAGGCAAGAAGAAAGUGGAGGUCAUUGAUCUCACACUGGACAGCUCGUCAGAUGAAGACGAGCCUCCUUCUAAGAAGCAGUGCCCUGUCACCACGGUGGCUAUCCCGUCCACCACAGGACCCAAGGGGGUGCUAAGCGUUGACCACCAGCCCUCCUCUGUCCUUCGAAGUCCUUCCAUGACAGCUAUCGGCAGCGACUAUCUCUCCAGCCUUCCUAUCCCCGAAUACCAUCCUUCAUACCAGGUGCCAUCAGAGAUCCAAGGUCUGGAUUUGUUUUCCUUCCUUCAGAGUGAAAAUCAGCAUUACAGCCCUUCCGUGAUCACCUCCCUGGAUGAGCAGGACACCCUCAGCCAUUUCUUCCAGUACCGAGGCACGUCCACCCAUUUCAUGAACCCCCUGGCCCCCGUGAUGGCAGGAUCCCACAGCGCCGUCAGCCCCGCCAGCAGCCGCAUCAGCAGCAUCGUCUCCACGAGCGCCAUGCGGGACAGCCACGGACGAAGUGGGGCGAUAAGUAGCAGCGCAGCUCUGCCAGGCUGCCGCUCAGACAUCAUUUCCUUAGACUGACCCACUCCUGGUGCUGUUUGGUGCAUUGUUCUCCCUCUACCUGGGGACGGGAGACCAAGGCACGUCUGCUCUCUUGAGCGGGUGCUCGGCUGGGACUGGAAGGACCCAACCAGUAACAACUGGGUUAAAUUUCCUUCUUGAUCGAGACAACCCUCCCUUCACAGCCAGCUCCAUGGUGACUUCCAGCCGUACCUCCAGGAAUCCUCAUUUUCCAAGGGUUCAGUAUCAACCCCUCACCUCCCAGAUGUGUUUUUGUAGGGUUCUGGGGCCGCUGUGUGCAAACACCACCACCCCUGUGGCCAGUAGGUGCACAGCAGUCAUUUCCCCGGGCCUUUCCUCCCUGUGUGAAUGUCUCCUCCUUCCCUUGCACCAGGCCCCAUGCAGUGGUAGCCAUCAUUGCCCUGCUGGAGGGGAUUGCAGAGAAGAGCUGGUAGAGAGGUGAGGAGGGCCAG
Molecule: messenger RNA, 3383 nt
Organism: Alligator sinensis (Chinese alligator)
Lineage: Eukaryota; Metazoa; Chordata; Crocodylia; Alligatoridae
Gene: PIAS3
Product: protein inhibitor of activated STAT 3
Exons: 14
Coding region: 940-2931 (663 amino acids)
Biological process (GO): protein sumoylation; regulation of transcription by RNA polymerase II
Molecular function (GO): SUMO ligase activity; transcription coregulator activity; zinc ion binding
Source: RefSeq, a predicted model, not a curated record